UGCCUCGCCCUCUGCAUGCCCCGCCCUCAGGGACAGUUACCGGCUCAGGCCGCGCGCGCCUCCGCAGCUCGCCAGAGAUCCUUCAGACUGGCUGGAGCGCCGCGUUGUCGCCCGCGCCCGCUGAGGGCUCGCGGCUCGGGCGCGCCCGGCGCGAGUGGCGAGCUCCGGCCGUGCGCUGCGACGAGGCCAGGCGGCGGGCGGUUAGCGCUCCGCUCGGCGGGCGGGGAGGACGGGCACGCCGGGCGCUGCACGCCUCGGCGGGCGGGUUCCGCGUCCCAGGACCGAAGCGGGUCGGUGCCCCCGUGUGGAGAGAGGGGCGGCCGGGCUCCCUGGACCCGGACGGCCCCCGGCUGGGCAGGAGGCUGGGGCCAGGGGCCGGCCAUGUCCGCUCGCGCCCCGGUGCCCGCCGCUGCCACCCGGGAGGACCCGCCCGCCGUGGCCGGAGACCGGGACGCGCUGUUGGCAGCGACGAGCCGGCGGGCGGAGCAGCCGGCGCCCGGCGAGCGGGAGGGCAAGGAGGCGAGGGAGGAGCGGGCCGCGGCCGCCACCAGCGCGGGUGCGCGGGGAGAGCCGUCGCCGGCGCUCGUGCUGGGACACAGCGUGCCGCAAGCGGCCGUGCCCGUGAGGCCGCUGGCGCUGCACCUGGCGCACAAGGCGCGUGCGCCCGGGGGUCCCUUCGGCGGGGAGGCUCCGCCGCUGCCGCCGCCGCCUCCGCCGCCGCCACCACCACCGCCGCCGCUGCCGCCGCCAGCACCGCGGGACCCACCGGAGGACGCCCGCGAGGACCCAGCGGCAGCCGGCCCGGAGGACAAGCCGCCGCCGCCGCCGCCAAAGGGGAACCCGUGGACCAAGAAGCUGCCGCAGCACCUGUCCACCGUGGGCACCGGCGUGCCGUCGCCCGCUCAGGACUCCCCGGAGGCCGAGCUCAGUUCCCCCAAAAUUAUAAAAGCGGGAAAACUCAAGACAAAGAAAUCCAACAAGGUAUGCUUUUACAAGGAAGUACUUUUUAAAUGAGUUUGAAACAGUUCUGCUUGAAGUCUGAUCCUAAGACCACUGAAUUUUUACUUCAAAGUGGUUGAAAGUCUACAUUUAAAUAAAUUUAGGCUAGUGACUUCAGUGAUAUGGCAAACUGGCCAACACCAGGUGAAUUGGUUAACACGGGGUCUCAGAGUGUUAUCAACCAAGGAAAUAAAAAGCCACAAAUUAGAAAAGAAAAAGAAGAGAAGAUUGAAAAAAGAAGCAACAGUGAGAGCAAAGAGAACCGGGAAGCAAAACUAGAUGGUCCUACUGAGAACAUCAGCGAGGAUGAGGCUCAGUCAAGCAGCCAGAGGAAGAGAGCUAAUAAGCACAAAUGGGUACCACUCCACUUAGAUGAUGUGAGACCAGACAGCCAGGAAAGACCUGGGUCCCGGAACAGCUCUAGAUGUCAACCUGAAGCAAAUAAACCAACGCACAGUAAUAGGAAAAGUGAUACACGAAGUUGGAGACGGGAGAGAGAAAAGAGAGAUGAUCAAGAUGAAGUGUCCAGUGUGAGAAGUGAGGGUGGUACCAUCCGAGGUUCCACUAGAGGUCGGGGACGAGGCCGGGGCCGAGGAAGAGGCCGAGGCCGAGGGAACCCUCGAUUGAACUUUGAUUAUUCAUAUGGUUAUCGAGAGCCUGGGGAAAGGACUGAGCAGCCAUUUUCUACAGAGCUUAAUACCAGCAUGAUGUAUUACUAUGAUGAUGGCACAGGUGUGCGUGUGUAUCCUGUUGAAGAAACACUGCUUAAAGAGUACAUUAAGCGCCAAAUUGAGUAUUACUUCAGCACAGAGAACUUGGAACGGGACUUCUUUCUUCGAAGAAAGAUGGACGAGCAGGGGUUCCUGCCCAUUUCCCUGAUUGCUGGUUUUCACCGUGUGCAGGCUCUCACCACAAACCUUAAUCUCAUCUUGGAGGCACUUAAGGAUAGCACAGAAGUAGAAAUUGUGGAUGAGAAAAUGAGGAAAAAGAUAGAACCAGAAAAAUGGCCAAUUCCAGGCCCUCCUCCACGAAAUGUGCCACAAACAGACUUCUCUCAGUUGAUUGAUUGUCCGGAGUUCAUACCUGGCCAGGCCUUUGGCUCCCAUACAGUCAGGGUGAUGAUCUACUGAUGCUCUUGGAUGUCAUAUGAUCGGAAUAUACAGUGGAGUAGGUGACUCCCUGAAAUACCAUGUAAAUAUGAGAGCAAAUCGUGCUGCAGAAGUGAGAGUGACCAUACUGUCUUCUGUGCAAGAAUGUCUACGCCCACCCCCUUGUGGAGAAGGUUGGGCCAGCCUGCAGUGGAGAAAACCACCUUUACGAUAAUGAUGUGAGACAGACCAGAGGACUGCGGUUACUGUAGGAGCCUCUCCUUUCUAUGUCAUUAGCUUAGGCUGCACGGGCUACUUCAUUCAUGGUGGGAAAGUUAAUUGUUAUCAUUGGGGAAAUACUGCAAAUUUUAUCUUUUGUUUCCAGGCAUUUAUACUUUGCCCAGAUCAAUAAAGCAGAAAAAGAGAGGAUUGAGUAGCAUUUCCAAAAUUGUUAGGUCCUUUGCUAUCUGACUUGCUCUUUAAUAUAGUAUACUUUGCAUAACUCACAUUUGUCAUUUUUCACAUGUACUAUAAGAUGUAUUAAUGUGAAUACUUAAGGGGUAAGAAAUUUAAGUUAAAUAAAUAAGGGCAUUUUUCCUUUAUGCUUCAAAAUUGUUUUUAAGGGCUUUUCUUUUUUUAUUGUUUAUUUAUUAUUGUGUACAUAUGAUAUGUAUGUUUUCUGAGUGUGGGCAUAUGUGUGCCAUGGUGUGUAUGUGUGGAGAUAAGAGGACAACUUUACAGAGUUGGUUCUUUAUUUCCACUGUGGGACUCAGGUAUUAAACUCAGGUGGUUAGAUAUGCCCAGCAAGUGCCCUUACCUUCUGAGCCAUUUUGCUGGCUUCAAAAUUGUAUUUCAUAUACUGGCAUGAAAGCACUGCCUGCCUAUCUAUGUUCCUCAAACUGUAAACCAGAAUAAAUCCCUCUUGUUAGGAAUUUGGGGACAGCAAUGGAAAAAAAAAAUAAAGUUAGUAUGAAGAAUAACCUGCUGUGCUAACCUGACCAUGUGGUAUGUAGGCUUUUGGAACUGGUCUUCAGAAGGAAUGUGAAAGACUUGGAGGCAGAUCUCUGUGGGUCAUUCUGAGUGGCUUAUGGGAGGCCAGCAUGCCAAUGAACAGCUAGAAAGUGAACAUUAUGCUCAGGAGUUUUCAGAGAGGGGCAAGUAUACUGUGGAGAGGUGAGCUAAAGGCUAUUUGCAUUUUCUUCUGAAGGAGAAUAUGGGUGUAAUCUGCCCAUUCCUGAGAAAGUAAGUCAUAGAGUGAUUUGCAGUUUGUUUGGCAUUGGCAGGUUCAAGACUGAGGCAUGUUUACUACUCACGGUGCUUAUUCAGAUCUGUAGCAGGAGAAAGCAGGAGGACUGGGAAAUGUGCAGUUUGGGGAAUAAAGGAGUGCACCAAGCAGAGUGCACAGAGCUUUUUAUAAUUAAGGAAAUUAGCACCAUUGUUUACUGAGGCAGGACAGGUGCCCUGAGAGUAAAACCUAUGGAAGUCUCCAACUAGUGAAAAUAGGAAUUGAUUUGAAAGAAGAGAAACUAAACUGAGACUGUGGCUAUGUAAACAGACUUUUAUGAGAACUAUUUCCCGGUUUUGGAAGACCACGUGUGUUGGAAUGCUGGUUAGAGGCUAGUUAAGCUGCUUACAGGUAAUAGGAGCCAGCACAGCACCCCAGUCUGGCAGUAGAACUUGGAUGCUUCAUCAGCAUGUAAAAUGCUAGUUACAGAGUCAUGGAGGCUUACACCAUUGUUAGAAGCUCUAUAAGGUCAAGUUGCAAAGUAGUCUUCCAGGCUGUUGGGAGUUCCAGAAUUGUGGAACACCUACCAAGGAAAUCUGGAAUAGAGUCAUCCCAUGAGAGAGGCUGUAUAUAUAUACUACACGUGACAAAGUUGGAGGGGCGGAGCUGUUCAUGGUCACUGGAUCCCAGAUGAUAGUCCCACAAGCCCCAGAUGCUGAUCAUGGUAUAGUGCUUUCCCUCCUAGGUUUAGCUGUUGCUUUGAUCCAGUCUUCCCUUGCUAUACCCCAUUCCUCUCCGUUGGAAUGGAAAUGUUUACUCUAUAUGCCUUUGUACAUUGGAAGUAUGUAACUUGUUUUCUGAAAUUAUAGAAACUCACGGUUAAGACCUUGCCUGGCAUCUCAGAGCCUUUGGGCUUUUGAGCAAUGUUGGGACAAUUAAAGACUGUGGUGACUUUUGAAGUCAGACUGAAUUUAUUUUGCUUUAUGAGCCUAUGGGAGUCAGAGAUGAAAUGUAAUGGUUUAAAAGUGAUUUGUUUGACAGUCAGGUUGACAAGGAGUGUACUUGUGAUAAUUAAUCUUCAUUGUCAACUUGACUGGUUAUGUCUGUGGGGGCAUUUCCAGAGAGGGUUAACUGAAGAGGGAAGACCCAUCCUAAGCAUGGGCUGGGUGCUUGGCCUGAGUACCAGCAUUCAUCUCUGUGCUUCCUGACUGCAGACACAGUGUGACCAGCCACCUCAUGCUCCUAUCACCAUGCCUUCCCUGCCAUCAUGGAUUCUGCCCUUCAAACUGUGAGCCAAAAUAAAUCCUUCUUCCCUUAAGUUGCUUCUUGUCAAGUGUCUUGUUGCAGCGACAUAAAGAGACAGCUAAUUUAUAGCCUAGAAGUAAACAAUGAUGGACUUUUUAGAUAUUUCUGUUUGAGACCAAAAUAUUUCCUUUGGUUUUAUUCCUUGUAUAAUUGCAAACCAUACACAAAAUUUGUUACUCUUUAAAGCACAAAGAACUAGUUUCCGGUGUUUAUCUUUUCAUAGUUUUCUACCCAUAAUGUCUCUCUGCAAGAACUACUGUAUGUUUUUAAAGAGAAGUGAACUUUAGGUUUCUAGUCCUAAAGAUUAUUCAAAUAACUGAAAAAAAAAACAUGUGUAAACUUGGGAUCCUUUUAGCCAGCUUAUGAACAACUAGUUGAGAACAUUAGAUAAAAUAGAAACUAUUUUUUAUACCAGAUAGCUAUAAACUUGGGAUUCAAGAUGAUAUUUUAGCCAGCUUAUGAACAAGUAAUUGGGAAUGUUUGGUAAUGUGGACAUUUUUUUCCAUAAGAUAGCCAAGAUAGUCAAGUUGGAGUUGCCUUUCCAUUAAUAAUUUAUGUAUUAUUAAUAAAAUUGCAGGAAUAAAAUCAAAGUUUUAUACAUUUUACCUUUUUAACAUGUUCAGAUGCACUUUUUAUGUUCAGCAUAAAAAAAUGUCAUGUUGAUAUCAGCUGCUUUAUAUUGCAAAAGAGCAACCAGAUGCCAGAUGUAUGGGAUGCUGACAGAAUCAUGCUGAUGCACAUUAGCUCAGGAGUAAAUCUGUCUUCCAUUUCCUAUAAAUCUUCAUAUCUGACCUGGUUAGUCUACUUGUAGAAUGCUUGGAGAAAUAGUAUGUCACUGGACAUAAGAAGAAAUGAGGUAGGACAACAGACAGCCUAUAUAAUUAUAGGUGGCUACGAGAAAUGAAGCUUUUAUCAAAUACCCUUUAAUAUCAAAUUAGACUAUCUUAAUAACUUUUGAUUAGUUUCUGUGCCAUCUGUACAGUAAAAUAUUUUAACAUAAUUGAUCCUUUUUAUCACAGAAAUGUAAAUAUCUACUUUUUCCUCUUUGGAGGUUGAAGUGUGUGACAUGGGUUGGCAUUGCCACUGAGCAGAAGAUUUUAAUCAGCACAAAAGGUUGAUUUUGAGACUGAGUCCACGAAAGAGGAAGACGAGUCACGCCACAAACCCCCCUCUAGAGUAUCACGUUGGGUGGGUGAUGGAGUCCAGGGACCAUGGGCCAAGACCACCCUCUGUCAGCAGUUCAAAUGCUUCACCUUCAGAAGGUGUGCCACUCACAGGAAGCUACAGCUACCCGCCUCAGUCAUUCACAAAGGUCCAGCAUCCUUCUUAUGAGCUGCUGAAGGAAAAUGGCUUUACCCAGCAAUUGUACCACAGAUAUCGCCGAAAGUGCUUAAGUGAGAGAAAACGCCUGGGAAUUGGACAGUCACAGGAAAUGAAUACCCUCUUUCGUUUCUGGUCCUUCUUCCUCAGAGACCACUUUAAUUGGAAAAUGUAUGAGGAAUUUAGACAACUUGCUUGGGAAGAUGCAAAAGAGAAUUACAGGUCAAACGUUUCCUAAUGCUUUAAAAAAAAAAAAGGCACAAUUUCAUGUAGUCUGGUUUUGAGCUGUGAAAAUAACCACAAUGUAACUGGAAUGAGAAUUGUAUGUGUUUUCUGUUGCUAAAUAAUAAACAAUUCCUAAACUCAAAACAAACAUUUGUUAACUCCUAAAAGGGGAGGGGAUGCUCUGGGACCCAUCUCACCAGAUAGCCCCAGCCCGAGGCCCUUCAUAAGGUUUCCUUCAAGGUAUUUCCAUGGCUAGCCUUUCUGCGGGGUCUUGGCCACUGACCAGGGUAUCAUUUCCUGGCUGCCUCUCCAUAGAGUACUUUUCAGUGUAGCUACUGGCGAAGCAGUGAUUUAAGAAAGUAUAGCAGCGUCCAAGGCAGAAGUCUCAGUAUCUUGAAUAACCUUUUCUUAGAAAUGACAGCAUCUCUUCUACCAUAUGGUAUUGUUCAUACAAACUGGCUCAGGUACAGUGAAAGAGAGACUACAUGAGAUUGCGGAUAUCAGAAGAUAGGGUCAGUAGGGAUUCGGUCUAGCAUUGAGCUAAAUGUUCUUCCUUGGUUAGAGAGAUGCCUCAGUGAAGAGCACCUGAGCUCCAGCACUCACAGUAAGUGGCUCCCAAGUGUGACUCCAGUCCAAGAGGCUCUGAUGUUCUCUGGCCUCCCAGAGUGCUUAAACACGUGGGGUGUACAUACAGCCAAGCACACACACACAUACACACACCCCUAAAUAAAAUAAAAAGAAAUGUUAAAGCCGCUCUCUUAAGCUCCCAUCAUUGUGGACUUCCUGCACAUGCGUGCAUAGCCCCAGAUUAGUGCGUACUGAGAGGCAACGCAGAGUUAAGAUUUCUUGAGAUGAGGGAAAGCAAGACUUCUCAUGCUGAAUGUCCAUUCCCAGUCUGCCCCUCUGUCUUCAGUGGCUCUGCCCCUGAGUGCUGGAGUCCUUGUUGGUUUUUGAUCCACGGUCAUAUACUUGUUCCGGGUACUCUAGUGCUUAUAAGAAGAUACAGGGGAAUGCUUUUUUGAUUUGUAAAGUGAGUUUAUAGUACUCUUGUCAAUAGACUGCUAUGAAUGUAAUUUGUAACCAUCAGGAGCCAUCCAGCUAAGCAUAUACCAUUAUAGUUGAAGAGGUUAAAAACGUGGCCUUCUCCAGAUGGAAGAGUGUAUUGUAAAAAACAAGCACACCAUUUAAUCUUUGCUUUAAGAAAAAUCUAGCCGGUCAGUGGUGGCACACGCCUUUAAUCCUAGCACUUGGGAAGCAGAGACAGGCAGAUUUCUGAGUUCGAGGCCAGCCUGGUCUACAGAGUGAGUUCCAGGACAGCCAGGGCUACACAAAGAAACCCUGUCUCAAAAAACCAAAAAAGAAAAAAGAAAAGUCUAAAAUGGUGUCCCUGAAUCUUUUCACUACUUCUUAGGAAAUAACGCAUGUCAGUUAUAAAUUUGUGUACCACUUCAUCAUUCAUGAAGCUGAGGCAGAAGGAUGGCAAGUUCAGGGCCAGCUAAGACUACAUAGUGAGUUCUAGGGUAGCCUUGAGUAUAGAGUGAGACACUGUAUCAGAAAACAAAACAAAGAAACACUGAACUGAUCUCUUGUUACAGUGUGUGCCGUGUUCACAUGAAGUGCUUGAAUUAUUCUAGCAAAGCCACAAUUUUAUGCCUUUUCUUUUCUUUCCAUAGGUAUGGGUUAGAAUGUCUGUUCAGGUUUUAUAGUUAUGGACUGGAAAAAAAUUUCAGAAAAGAAAUUUUUAAGGAUUUUCAAGAAGAAACCAAAAAAGACUACGAAUCUGGUAAAACAAACAGCCACUCUCUUUGGAAGUUGUAGACUUGAAUUGGUCAAUGAAUAAGAAAGGAAAGCUGGCCAGAUGACUCAGUGGGUAAAGGCGCUUGGCAUCAAACCUGGCAAGCUCCCUGUAACCCCAUGAAGUGCAAGGAAGGAACCUGCUUUGGAAAGAACCUUCCCACAUGUGCAUCUUUGCCUGCAUAUACUUGCAUGUCCACACAUGUGUGCACACGCACAGAUACACACACACACAAACACACAUGCAAUUUAAACAAGAAAGGAAUCGGCAGGUUUUUGUCUUUGGGACAAAUCAUUUAAGAUAGCCCUCUGUUGUAGUUCUUGCUGAGGGUGGGGUAGCUACCAUGCAGCGAAAAGGCUCCUCCAGUGAGGUGCCUUACCUUACACAGGUAUGUGUCAACAUUAACUUCCCAACAAACAUGGCUGCUCACUGGUGGUCCUUCUCACGAGCAUAAUAAGGUUGCUUGGCAAGGUAAAAUUAUACCACGAGGAGUGUAAGCUAUGGUCUGAGUCCCUAUCCCUUUCUCAGUAGCCAUGUGACAUAGGCCAGUUCCUCGACCUUGCCAGCUCCCGUGUUCCCAUCUGCAAUGCUGACAGGAGGAGCUAUCCGCCCAGGCUAGGUACAUGUGGUUCAGAUUGUUCGAUAUUUGAUAAAAACCUAAGGAGUAUCUGUUCUAUAGUAAGCAAUCAGUAGAUGUUAACUGCUACCAUUGCUCAUUCAUUGUAUGUGGUUUAUUGCUGGUGAGAUCCUGUGCACAAUAGAGUUGUUAGUUCCAUAUAGCAUAUAUUCUUUUGUUAUUAAGGCCAGCUAUAUGGACUGGAAAAAUUUUGGGCCUAUCUGGAAUAUUCUCAAUCUAAGACCCAGCCUGUCGACCCGAAACUUCAGGAAUACCUCAGCCGUUUUAAAAAGUUAGAAGACUUCCGUGUUGAUCUGUUGUUUAGCCAUCGGACACUGGAGAAGCCUACAACAGGAGCUUGGUGGUGAGGAAGGGACUAGAAUGGAAAUGCAUCCAAGAAGCUAAAGGAAGACCAGUGAAGAAGUGGCCUCAUUGAACCAUUUUCUUAGAGGAAGGGCUCUGUAUUGCACCCUGAUCAUAGCCUGGCCAGAGACAUAGGGGAAGCUUCUUAGGUUUGUGCUGACUGAACAAGCUAGCCCCAGUGUGCCGAGGAAAUGUAAAUGUACUCCUGUGAGUUGCUGUAAGAAUGUAUUAUCCUGCUAGAGUCUCUAAGCACCAAUGGGGAUGCCCUGGUUAGAAAGUCUGGCUUAGACGCAGAGGGGAGUAGUGAAAAUGUCUGCUCUGCUGUCUUUCGUGCCUUGCAGCUCCCUUCUAGUGAGGAAUUUGGAAGACAAAGACAUUCAUCUACUUCUGGGGAGGAGAGGAUUCACCAUACACUUCCUCCACCAAGUGCUGCUGAGCCUGCAUCUGCAGGGAACUGCAGUCCCAAGGACGGUGUCCAGGGGAAAUCCACAGGAGCCCAGUGACAACUCACAGUGACAGUGCCGCCUUGGCCUCUAGGGUUGAAGUACCAGGGAAGUAGAUACGUACACAAACGUCGUGUAUUCUUGAAAUCAACAUUGGCUUCAAUGUGUAUGUGGAUAGAUCUUCUGAUGUUUAAUUGUGAUAAUCAGAAAAACAAAAAGGAAAAAAAUUGUAGUCUUUUUUUUCCCUAGCAACAUGAACUCCACAUGUUUUCCCUGAUUCUACAAACAAGGUCUGCUUGACGUCAGGGGAUCCCAUGGCGUCUUUGCCAUCACGCUUUCUUGACUGUUUACAAGAACAAAAUUGCUUUAUUUAUUACGCUUAAACACACAUGUUGCGGCACAUGGAAUACCUGACAUUUCAGCUCAUCCCUCUUACAGGAGAUACAGUGUAUUGUAUUCAUCUCUUCUGUAUAACUCUCAGUCAGUUGUCUCCCUGUCAAUCCAUGUUUGAACAUAUCAAAAAGCAAGGGAAGGUUAUGUAUAUAGGUCUUAACUUCAGAAAUGGAGAUGAAACAUACAUUUAUUUUAUUCUUGUAUAUACAUAAUUAGAAGGAAAGUUUCUUUUUCUUUCUUCCUUUCUUUAUUCCCUUCUUCCCUUCUCUCUCUCUCUCUCUCUCUCUCUCUCUCUCUCUCUCUCUCUCAUACACACACACACACACACACACACACACAACAAAGGAAUGCAUAGCAGACUGUAGCUGUAGUGAGGCCUGUGGGUCUGGACACUGCUUUUCCCAAGUCAGAGGCAGUUGCAGCUGCUGUGUAGAUGUGGAACUUUCUGAACUGGCAUAAGCUGGGUGUGUAUACUCAGGCCGAUGGAUUCUACAGAAGCUUGCACGUAUGCUUGAAAACUGCGUUUUACUGGAAUAGUUGUGUAAAUAAAUGAAUUUGUUUUGAAUGUGCUUGCUGUUUACAUGUGCAUGUGGGUGUUUCAGUCACACACUGGUCACCUAGUGUUUCCAUUUCGUUUCUCUUUGUCUUGUCCUAUACUCAUAAUUGUUUUCAAGUGAUGUAAUAAAUUGAUUUUUAAUUCUUAGUGCUAUUGUAACUGAUGUAAAUAAAUAAUAGUUUUAGUUUUGUGGAAUUUAAAAAAUAAAUUAUUUUGAAUCA
Molecule: messenger RNA, 10549 nt
Organism: Mus musculus (house mouse)
Lineage: Eukaryota; Metazoa; Chordata; Mammalia; Rodentia; Muridae
Gene: Larp1b
Product: La ribonucleoprotein 1B
Exons: 14
Coding region: 16-1014 (332 amino acids)
Molecular function (GO): RNA binding
Source: RefSeq, a predicted model, not a curated record